AUGUCCCGCAACACCCGCGCUUAUGCGCAAGAUUCGAAGCACGAUCUCUCGGUCGUCGAAUUCAAGGAGAAAUGUAGGGACGGCCUUGUCCUUGACUCGGCUGCCAUUUUCAGACGACCACAGCAGACUAAUGGUACUGCAGCUCCGGAAUCGAUCUCGGGCACCAAGCGCAGUGGAGCUGCCAUGAAUGAUACCACCAGUACCAAGAAAAGGAAGACCUCCACAGAGGAGCCGGCUCGCAAAUCCUGGGAGCAGGUGGAACAAGAGGUGGGAGAGAGGAACAUGGCAAAUCCAAAGGUUGAGCUGGAAGUCAUCCCUGGCGAGGCCUGCCGCACAGUCCUUUCGAUCAAGGAGAUUGGCGAACACAUCUGCGCCAACCUCGACACGAGGAGCAUUCUCCGCGCGCGUCAAGUCAAUCGUGUCCUUCGACAGACCAUCGCGGGCUCCUCGCCGCUGGGGUCGAUCAUCUUCCUAUCAGCGAUGGACUCGCCGCCGAAGGGCACACCAGCGGUGCGUGUCGGCGGAGGGAACGCAGGUACACAGCAGCUCGACCCGGACGACGAAGCACCCGAGCCACCCAACUACGUGCUGUACAACCCAUUCGUCUUCGACCCACCGAACGCCCACUAUCCCGUCCGCAUUCUCACAGUCAGUGACAAGUUCGCAAACUGGGUGACGAACACAUCAGACGGGCCCUUUCCACUCCUCGAUGACAUGUUUCUCAUCAACCCACCAAUCGAGGACCUCGCCAUUUACCUCGCCGAGAACACUUACGACGGCGAGAUCCAGGGAGAGUGUUUGUUCGAGGAGGACGGCCAGCACAGUGAGCGAGAAGCCGGUGAUUUUCAGCACUGUGGACACAUCACCACACGCACGAUCUGGCAGCGCUCGGGAUUAAGGGUGCGCCAUCUGGUGGGGUUCUCGAGGAGACAUUUGGUCACGCUCCGUGAUGACGAGGAGACGUGGUACUCGGCGAAGAAUUGUUUGGUGGUGUUGCCGGAGGAUCACGAGGUGUUGCAGGGCGAUGUGUUUCAGGAAGCAGAGGCGGAGGACGAGAGGGAGUAA
Zymoseptoria tritici IPO323 is the source of this 1065-nucleotide messenger RNA. RefSeq lists its product as uncharacterized. The coding region runs from base 1 to 1065 and encodes 354 amino acids. The record is from RefSeq and is a predicted model, not a curated record. Lineage: Eukaryota; Fungi; Ascomycota; Dothideomycetes; Mycosphaerellales; Mycosphaerellaceae. The transcript has a single exon.